AUGGCAGGAACACAACGCCUGACGGGGUCGUUUGCGCGUUGCUCAUGGCUGCGUUUGGUCGCUUUCACAGUGCUGGUCCUUUGCAGUUCGCGGACGUUUCUAAGGGGACUUCGGCCUGGUCAGGAAGGCCUUGCAACGAAAGGGUGCCCAAGAGCCGACGCAAGUGGAGCAAAAGCACCGGCAAGGUUCAUCUUACUCGGCCUAGUCCUUGCGCCACGCCCAGCGCUGGCCCUCAGCGCUGAGCCCUCCGACCUUGGCCUGCUGCUGGCGGCCUUCCUCGCAGGAAUCCUUUGGGCCGCGGCCAACCCUUCGCCGCUGAGGGUGCCUUCCGUGGAGCGCGGAGAAGACGCCUCGCCAGAGCCUGGGUUGCUGAACCACAUGCUCCAGCAGACCCAUGGUGCUGCUGUCUUGCACGCUUUGAGCUCUGCAGGGCUGCUGGAGCUGAUCCCACCUCCCACCGCUGCGCCCAAAACGAGCGCCGAGCUGCUCCGGUGCCAAGGAGUGGAACGGGCCGCGCGGAGGUGCUCCAGCGCGAUACUUGAGAAGUUGCUUCAUCACCUUGCAGGCUGCCAGCUGCUGGAGGAGUUCCCCAGCCCUGCCGGCCCCGCCUUCCGGCACACGCAGCGCUCGGCGCGCGCCUUCCUGGAGGGCGCGAAGAGCGGCAAGGCUUUUGUGGCGGUGAACUUUGCACCAGAGCAGGUGAAGCCUUGGUGGCGCAUUGGAGAGGCCAUGGAAGGCGAGGUGGAAGGAGCGCCUAGAGAAGAUGCUCCAAGAAAUGAUGCCACACCCUUUGUCUUGGAGCACGGCCGCAGUGUCUUCGAGUUCUACGGCGACGCCGCGAACGCCCGGGCCUCGCAAGCCUUCGACGAGCUGAUGCUGCAGCUGAGUACGAGCGACGGCGAGAGUGGUGCGAGUGCGGAGCUGGUGGCUGAGAUGCCCAUCUGGGACGUCAAGAGCCAGCAGGUUCCAGUGGUGGUGGACGUUGGUGGGGGCAAAGGACAUCUGCUGAUGGAAAUCCUGAGGAAACAUGACGAGUGGAGAGGCGUUCUCUUCGACCGUCCAGAGGUUCUGGAGACGUGUGAGGAUCUUGGUUCGGAGCGUGUGACCUUGGUGCCGGGGAACUUCUUUGAAGAUCUGCCCUGCCAGGGGGACGUCUUUCUCCUGAAAUGGAUCUUGCACGACUGGAACGACGUCCAGUGCCGCCGGAUCCUUCAGUGCCUCCGCACGGCCCUCGAACGAAGUCGCAAUUCCGGUGGCAGUUCACCACGGCUGUUGAUCCUGGAGCAGGUGGUUCCGGAGACCGACGACGGCAGUGAGGACGCUGAGCUGGCGCGCGCCAGCUUGAACGACCUCUACUUGUGGGUCCUCUAUGGUGGCCAGGAACGGAAGGUCUCGGAGUAUGCGAAGCUGCUGGCAGCCGAAGGACCGCUGCGGUCAAAGGGGCGCGGAGGAUCGAGGUUGCACUUGGGGCUAGCUGUGGCCUGCGCUAAAGCCCACAAAGGUGGAGAUGCCAAUGCCAAGGUUGCGCCCUGCGACCCCAGGAUAUACACCAACAACAGCAAUCACAGCAGCAGCACUAAGAAGAAGACCCAGAAGCAUCACAAGAUCAGAAAAACCACUAGCAACAGGCAGCAAGAAGCAUAG
Molecule: messenger RNA, 1644 nt
Organism: Durusdinium trenchii
Lineage: Eukaryota; Dinophyceae; Suessiales; Symbiodiniaceae
Source: the annotation of a GenBank genome assembly